GGAGGAUGCUCACUGUCCUGGAGUCUGAGCAAGCGAGUGUCCCCGACAGGACAGAGACGGCGUUGCUCUUUGCUGUGUGCUGGUAACUCUGCUGUCUUCAUGCUCUUUUAUUUGUGACCCUUAACCAACCAUGGAGAAAAACAGUGUGGUGGAGCAGCUGAUCCCCGAACUGAAUCUCUUACUGAAAUUACUGGACCAUGAAUACCUGAGUGCCACCACCAGAGAGAAGACGAUGACAGUGAGCAGCAUGCUGCAACGUCUCCAGCCGACCUCUGUUUCUGAGACAAACUACAUGUACGUGAAUACCUCAGACUGUCGGAAUGGCACAAGUUUUGUGGAAUCCUUGUUUGAGGAAUUUGAUUGUGAACUACGCGGCCUUAAGGACAUGCAGGAGGAAUACAAGGAUGGAAACCGUAUUGAGUUGCCGCUGCCAGAAACGCCCCAUUCCAAAUCGGGAGUAACUGAUACACCACCCCCCCUCCCUACAACUCCUCCACCUGAGGAUUAUUACGAAGAAGCUGUACCUUUAAGCCCAGGAAAAGCUCCAGAGUACAUCACUUCUCGCAACAGUUCCAGUCCACCGAAUUCUAUUGAGGAUGGGUACUAUGAAGAUGCUGACAGUAAUUACCCAAUCACCAGGAUUAUGGGAGAACAUAAGCAUUCAUACAAUGACUCAGACGUAAUGAGCAGCUCAUAUGAAUCUUACGAUGAUGAAGAGGAAGACGGAAAAGGUCAACAGCUGACCCACCAGUGGCCAUCAGAGGAAGCUUCCAUGGACCUGGUGAAAGACUGCAGGAUCUGUGCCUUCCUGCUGAGGAAGAAGCGCUUUGGGCAGUGGGCCAAGCAGCUCUGUGUCAUUAAGGAAAACCGACUACUGUGUUACAAAAGCUCCAAAGACCAUCAGCCUCACAUGGAGCUGCCACUGAACAUGUGCAAUGUUAUUUAUGUGCCUAAAGAUGGUCGACGCAAAAAGCAUGAACUAAGAUUCUCCCAGCCAGGAACUGAAGCCCUUGUAUUAGCAGUACAAAGCAAAGAACAAGCAGAGGAAUGGUUAAAGGUAAUCAGGGAGGUAUGCAGCCAAGUCAGUGGAAUAGAAGGAUCAACAUCACCACUUUUUCUACCAAAGUUAGAACUGGAAAAGAGAUUAUCAAAUGAAAAACAGGCUUCAGAUGCCGAGAGCAUAGUAACAGGAGAGAGUGGAUCUCCAGUUAAUGGCAGAGAGAGUAGAGAACAUGGGAAAGGGAAGAGAAGUGGUUUGGCUGAACUAAAAGGCACAGUUAGCAAGGCUGCAGGGAGGAAGAUUACCCGCAUCAUGAGUUUGGCAAAGAAGAAACAGGCCUCAGAAGAGCAGACUUCUUCAACUGAAGAGGACAUCCCAUGCUGUGGUUACCUCAAUGUAAUGGUUAAUAACUGCUGGAGAGAACGUUGGUGCCGGCUGAAAGUCAACACACUGUACUUCCACAAGGACAGAACAGAUCUACGGACACAUGUAAAUUCCAUUGCACUGAAGGAUUGUGAAGUGGUUCCAGGAUUUGGACCAAAGCAUCCCUUCGCUUUCCGGAUCCUUCGAAAUGGACAGGACGUUUGUGUUCUAGAGACCAGUUCCUCUGAGGAGAUGGGUAGGUGGCUGGGACUUCUGCUUGCUGAGACAGGCUCUACCACAAAGCCAGAGGCUCUACAUUAUGAUUAUGUGGAUGUGGAAACAAUAGCCAACAUUGUUGAUGCUGUCAGACAUUCCUUCUGGUGGGCUACCUCCUCAAAUAACUCAGCACUUUAUCUGUGUGAUUCCAGAACGUAUGAUGACGUACCAUAUGAAAAAGUACAGAUUGAAGAACAGAAGCAGCCUGUCACCUCGCAAGUAACACACCAAGCUUCCACGUCAAAUGAUGCCUCAAAUAAAGCUAAUUCUCAAAACAAAAUUAAACGUCAGGGUUCAAAUGCAAAUCAGUCUAAAUAUGGGAAGACUCGAGCUGAAGAAGAUGCAAAGAAAUGGUUGUAUGAACAGGAAUCACUCGAGAGUCAGAAGGAUUCAAUUCGUAAAGAACUGAUGCAGCUCCGAAAAGAGAAGAAAGAAUUCCGCAGGGCUCUGAAAGAAUGCAUAGCUAAUGAAGAUGCAGCCCUAUCAUCAUGUGCAACACUGGAAAAAACAAAAAAAGGUAAAAAAUCUCAAAUUGUGCUGGAGGAAAAGAUACGAACACUGGAAGAAAAAUGUAAAAUUAAAGAGACAGAGCGGGUGGACUUGGAACUCAAGUUAACACAAGUAAAGGAGAAUCUGAAGAAAGCAAUUGCAAGGGGAGCAGAAAUUAGUUUAUCUGUUGAGUCCAAAACAGAGCCUACCGCUCCACAGACUGAAAACAGUUACACGGAGCAUCAUUUCAUUCCAGUAAACUGUGCUUCAGAAAAGAGGAGAACUCCCACCACAAUACCCUCCAGUAAAGUGUGUGUUUUACAGAAAGCUAAGGAAUGGGAGAAAAAGACAGGAACAUGAAAUGAUCCAAUGAAGAUGGAACAUGAAGUUAUUUAUUAAAUUGGAAAAUGUGUAAGAAAUUCAGGAUUUUAUCAGUUCUCAGAAAUGGGAAAUUGAUGCGUCCUCUUGUUCAAGCAGAAGUUGCAAAUCAGAGGGACGUGUAAAGAAAGUAAAAUGCUAUAAGAUAUGGGAUAAUAAUGGUUUGUCAUAACUUCCUGGUUAUUAUACUUCAAAUUCAUCUUGUGUGUCAAUCUGGAUUCCUUUAGCUUCUCAUGCCUGUUAAAAGACAGCCUGACCUUAUCUUUUAGCAACAACAGUGUGUAAUUCAUCUUUAACUAGAUUGCAGAAACACUGAUUUUCUGUUGUACAGGCUGUGACUUCACUUCCCUUUGCAUUCUCUGGAGCAGCAUUGCUCAACUAAUGGUCAAAAUCAGUACACUUUAACAAAUCUUGGGCUGAAAUAAAAGCCACUUGCCAUACUAUAGCACAGGCUUGCAUGACUAUCUCUUCAUAGUAUUCCACCACACCUAUGCUCACUGCAAGACCAAUUAACGUCUUUGCAAUCCAUAGGAUCCUAUCUGGACAGCUACUGACCAAGGGGGGAAAAGAAAUCAUUUUCCGAUGGUCAGUGUGCAGCUCUGUGGAAAAACUUAAGGCCAAUUUUGUUCCAGGCUAUUGAAUAUGUUGCAUCAUAUUCUGCACUUAUUGUACCUGAUUACUUUCACUAUGUUAAUAUCACAUCACCUCUGCAUUUGCUUCACUCUGAUGAAAAUAGAGCAAAAUUCACUUAAGUCAGUCUGUAUAACUAAAUUACAUCAAUAUAGAACAAGCAGCAGCGUGGGUCACUCAAACAAAGACUAAGAUUCAAUCAAAAGCAUUCUGACAAUAUCUUGAUUUAGGAAUUCACCAACAAUAAUAUUGGUGCUAAGUAGUCAUCCAGAAGAACUAUGGUUAGGGCUAAAUAACCAAAGUUAAACAGGGAGAAGUUUCAUGCUACAUUGUAUGAUAGUCAUGGUGCUGCCAUGCUUUGAAUGCUUUCCAAAACUGUUUGAUUACAGUUUGCACUUUGUACAAAGCUGGAUGGAAAAGUUUUACUUUAAAAUCCACAAUUCAACAACUGUCAGGAGUCAUUUUGAAUUCAGAAUUAUGAUAAUUUACAAAUUAGAAAAUGCCAGAAUGAGAAUGGAUUUUGAACAAGAUCUAGCUGUUCAUAUUCACUGCCAAACUCUUUAGCUUUAAUCUUGUUAACAAGAUAAAUGCUGAAUGUUAUUAAGGUACCACUGCACUCAAGAUUACAUUGCAGCCUUCCAAUAUGACUGAAUGCAUAAUUCCGGGCAAUUGUAAUUGAUGAAACAAAUGACUAAUGAAUUCCACCCCCCCCACACAAAGUAUUUUGGAACAAACUUUAAAACUUAUAUUUCAGUGCUGAUGAGUGAAUUAAAUGUUUAUAAAAAACAUUCCAAAAACAGCUCAAAAACAAGUGGAAUCAAUCUGCAUUUUCACUGUUUUAAAGAAUUACUGUAUUUCUCCUUCUGACUCUCCGUUCAGCUUUCCAAAUGAAACUUACAAGCAGCCUAGAGCUUUGUUUAUUCCUUUUGUUCAAUCCCUGUUUUUAUUUCUUUACUGUGUACAUGUAUAGAAUUAAAGGCAAUGCUGCAGGAAUUUCUGUCCAACCUAGGACAAUUGAAUCAUGUAUAAUUUGAUCGACAGUAAUUUUUAAACUUACAACAAGAUACUGUUUAAUUUGUAAGCACUUUAAGGGAUAAGAUUCCGCAUGUAUUUAAGGACCAAUGGAUAUUUUUCAUUUCUCAUAACUUGUUCUAUGUCCAAUUGUUAAUUAUAUACACUCCCUACCCAACUCAUAAAAAUAAAAGUUUUGUGUCAAGGAAUGU
Messenger RNA from Pristis pectinata (smalltooth sawfish), 4359 nucleotides. It is a transcript of the gene afap1l1a, whose product is annotated as actin filament associated protein 1-like 1a. The coding region runs from base 131 to 2488 and encodes 785 amino acids. The transcript is spliced from 20 exons. The record is from RefSeq and is a predicted model, not a curated record. Gene Ontology annotation, molecular function: SH3 domain binding. Gene Ontology annotation, cellular component: cytosol. Lineage: Eukaryota; Metazoa; Chordata; Chondrichthyes; Rhinopristiformes; Pristidae.